AUGGUUUUUAAUGUACUGUAUGUUUUUCGUGGAAUAGUAAUACAUUAUGUAGUCCAAAAGCCAGAAACGUUGCCACUACUUCAAAAAUAUAGAAAGCCUCCAACCCGUGAUUCUGCCUGUGGGGUUCCAGUCCAGGUGAGAGUAUCUGAGCUUGCCGUUAAAAUACCUGCACUGUGCCACGCACACCGCAUCUGUUUUUACUGUUGUCAAGGAAGUCUGUUUGAAAUUACAAGAAUGCUCGCGAACCCAGCAAUGGAAAUUCAAACGGAGGAGACUCCGUUGGCUCUGCGCCGUUUAUGGAACUUGACCCGCGCCCGUCUCGCAGGCACCUCUACCACGCUUGAUGAGCCUGCUCUCGUUGAGACCUUGCCUUCAGCACAGAAAAACCAAGUCGAGCUGGAACAAUCAAUAUUGGAAGAUGGUACAAUCGAGAAAAAGGUGAAAAUAAGCACGCUUUGCAAAGUAGAAUGGUAUGAAAACGAUGGUGCUACUAAAUUAGUACCUGUUACUGGAGUAGCUCUAUUAAAGAAAGGUCGUGGUAAUGCUAAAGUCUUGAGAGUCAUUAAUGUUGCUAUUGGAAUCAAACAGCUGAAGAAAGGUUACGAAUUAAAACCUGGCAUUGUGUCUUCAUCCAGAAGGAUUAAAGUCAAUGGUUCUGAUAUUAAUGAUAUUCCAUGCCAGUACUCCGUAGUUGGACUGGAAAGAUACGAACUCCCUGUUAUAGGAACAUACGUUGAUCCACGCAUUAUUCCCGGAUUUUCUUACCGUGUGCGUCCAGCGAACAGUCGUCGCCAUCUCUUUGAAGGUCGCGCCUUGAUGCUGCAAUCAAUCGGCAUGGGCUACGGAAAACGCAUAACCUUUAAGCCGGAUACCCUUAAUGCACCUGAGAACUACUUUUGGUCUGAUUCUCACCCUGAAGGUUUUGGCAUGGAGCCUCGCGCUGUCCACCCUGGCAUGAAGUUCUUUAUCACCGGAAAUGGAGGACUGCUUGGGGAAGCAAGCGUGUUUCGAGCAGAUUUACCACAGAUCGAAGAAAAGACAGAAUACGUGGAUGUACCAGGGCAGCGUGGCAAGGCCGUGGAGAAAUAUAUUCAAGUCGACGUAACAUGUCAUGUGAAACUGGCCACAACGGGAGGAGGUUCAGUUGAUUUCGAAGUACAUCUCAUGAAAGUAUCAGGAACAGCACUGGUGCGCAAGGAGCCAGGACAAUCUGCUGCCAAGUUGAUUAAGGUCUUCAACGUGGGAUUGGACUCUCAGUUAAACCUUCUAUUCGCUCACUCACAAACCGAGCUCACCUUCCAUCCCCUACCUUAA
Molecule: messenger RNA, 1314 nt
Organism: Parnassius apollo (apollo)
Lineage: Eukaryota; Metazoa; Arthropoda; Insecta; Lepidoptera; Papilionidae
Source: the annotation of a GenBank genome assembly